This is a messenger RNA of Peromyscus eremicus (cactus mouse), 576 nucleotides long. It is a transcript of the gene Kcne1, whose product is annotated as potassium voltage-gated channel subfamily E regulatory subunit 1. Gene Ontology annotation, molecular function: delayed rectifier potassium channel activity; transmembrane transporter binding; potassium channel regulator activity. The coding region runs from base 16 to 399 and encodes 127 amino acids. The record is from RefSeq and is a predicted model, not a curated record. Gene Ontology annotation, cellular component: membrane. Lineage: Eukaryota; Metazoa; Chordata; Mammalia; Rodentia; Cricetidae. Gene Ontology annotation, biological process: ventricular cardiac muscle cell action potential; membrane repolarization during action potential; potassium ion export across plasma membrane. The transcript has a single exon.
ACCUUGAAGCCCAGGAUGAUCCUGUCUAAUUCCACGGCUGCGCUGCCCUUCCUGACCACGCUGUGGCAGGAGACAGCCGAGCAGGACGGCGACGCGUCAGGCCUGGCUCGCAGGUCUCAGCUCCGCGAUGACAGCAAGCUGGAAGCGCUCUACAUCCUCAUGGUGCUGGGCUUCUUCGGCUUCUUCACCCUGGGCAUCAUGCUGAGCUACAUCCGAUCCAAGAAGCUGGAGCACUCGCACGACCCCUUCAACGUGUACAUCGAGUCAGAUGUCUGGCAGGAGAAAGACAAGGCGUUCUUCCAGGCCCGCGUUCUGGAGAGCUGCAGAGCAUGCUACAUCAUUGAAAACCAGGCGGCUGUGGAGCAGCCUGCUGCUCACCUUCCCGAACCCCACAGCUAGUGAGGAGCAGACAAGCCCCACCCACAUGGGACAGUCUUUCUGGUCACACGCAUGUCAUAGUCUUUACUGUAGGGGUGCCGUUGGAGUCUUUGCUAGUGAAGGAUUGAGGGAUGAAUUAAUAACACACGUUUUCUAAAAUCACAUUCCUGCUAUAAUAGAUGAUCAAUUUAUUCUGCA